Messenger RNA from Salvelinus namaycush (lake trout), 6488 nucleotides. RefSeq names its product AP2-associated protein kinase 1-like. The coding region runs from base 777 to 3416 and encodes 879 amino acids. The record is from RefSeq and is a predicted model, not a curated record. Lineage: Eukaryota; Metazoa; Chordata; Actinopteri; Salmoniformes; Salmonidae. Gene Ontology annotation, molecular function: ATP binding; protein kinase activity. The transcript is spliced from 20 exons. Gene Ontology annotation, biological process: protein phosphorylation.
GCGACGAAGAACCAAAUAAAGCUAGAAAGAUUUUCUCAGAUAGUUCGAACGUGCAAAUAUUAUCUACGGUGUCACUUGCCUGAUCUAAAGCCCUACCGAAUCCAACUGACAGUAGCGCCUAUCUGCACAUUUUGUCAUCGACGUUGCGCCCAGGCAGAUCAGUUGUUGUCCACGGGAGUAAAGCUGGCUAUGAAUUACUAGCUACUAGGACACCUAUGUAGCUAACGUUAAGCAACUAAUUAGCCAAUGCUCGAAGAGAAACCAGGGAGUAUUCAGGAGUCUACACCAAGAGCUCUGGAGAAACGGGUGAAAUAGCUAAAUGUCUUUACGCUGAAAAUGGGUGAUGACGUUUGUAAAUAACUAGAACAAGCUGGCCAGAGUAGCUAGCUAGCUUAGUAGUUUGCCAACACAACUGUCAAAGCCAGCUAGAUAGGGAUUUCUUUGCUACCACUAGCUAACUGAUUAUCCAUUGCUAAUGUUAUAGUAAUAACCUUAGUUAAUAGCUAACCCGUGUCAACGCAUAUGCUGAUAGUGAGUUAACUAGCUAGUUGGCUAUUUAGCUAGCUAGCUAUUAUGACAGUCGACACCUUGGUAGCUAGCUAGCUAGCUAGCGCCUGGAAAUCGAACGAGGGGGCUCUUCAAUAAGAUAGCUAACUUGUUAACUAACCUAAAUUGACUACGGUCAACCAAUUAUCCAAAUCGAAUAGUUAGCUAGGCGUUAUUGUGGAUAGGUAUUGAUUGCAAACCAAUCGGCACUUGGCUUUCACCACCGGAAAAUGAAGAAGUUCUUCGAUUCACGCCGGGAACUUGCGAGUUCUGGGCCUGGUUCUGGAGCAGGUGGAGGUGGCAUUGGGUCGAGCAGCAGCGUUGGCAGUUUUAUUGGACGGGUUUUCACCAUUGGACGGUAUCAAGUGACCGUUGAUGAAACUGUUGCUGAAGGAGGCUUUGCCAUUGUGUUCCUGGUGCGGACCAACCAGGGGGUGCGCUGUGCUCUGAAGAGGAUGUAUGUCAACAACGAGCACGACCUGCAGGUCUGCGAGCUGGAGAUCCAGAUCAUGAGGGACCUCGUGGGCCACAGGAACAUUGUGGGUUUCCUGGACUCCAGUAUAACUGCAGUGGGAGCAGGAGAUGUCUGGGAGGUCCUCAUCCUCAUGGACUUCUGUCGUGGUGGUCAGGUGGUGAACCUGAUGAACCAGCGUCUGCAGACAGGCUUCACUGAGGCAGAGGUGCUGCAGAUCUUCUGUGACACUUGCGAGGCCGUGGCCUGCCUCCACCAGUGCAAGACGCCAAUCAUCCAUCGAGAUCUCAAGGUGGAGAAUAUCCUGCUCCAUGACCGGGGACACUAUGUGUUGUGUGACUUUGGCAGUGCCACCAACCGCUUCCAGAACCCUCAGACAGAGGGCGUUCCGCUGGUGGAGGAGGAAAUCAAGAAGUACACUACUCUGUCAUACCGAGCCCCAGAGAUGAUCAACCUCUAUAAUGGCACGGUCAUCACUACAAAGGCAGACAUCUGGGCUAUGGGCUGCCUGCUUUAUAAGCUGUGCUACUUCACCCUGCCGUUUGGGGAGAGCCAGGUGGCCAUCUGUGAUGGCAGCUUCACUAUUCCAGAUAACUCCCGCUAUUCCCCGGACAUGCACUGCCUCAUCAGAUACAUGCUGGAGCCUGACCCUGAGAAGAGACCAGAUAUCUACCAAGUGUCCUACUUCUCCUUCAGGCUGGCCGGGAUAGAAUGCCCCAUCCAGAACGUACAUAACUCCCCUAUUCUUACAAAACUCCCCGAACCAAUCAGAGCCAGCGAAGCUGUGGCCAAAAAAAGUCAAUCCAAAGCCAGGCUCACAGACCCCGUCCCCACAAUGGAGACCUCCAUCGCACCCCGUUCACGCCCCAAAGCUGGAGGGACCCAGCCCAUAGGCAUCCUGCCCAUCCAGUCAGCCCUCACCCCACGCAAGAGACCCAACAUGGCUGCAGGAGGGCCCCAGCCCAUAGGUGUUUUAGCUGCCGCACAGCCUGCUGCUGCUGUCCAAUCAGUUCAGCAGGCACUUGCUGCACAGGCCACAUCCCCACUGGCUCAGACCACCUCUUCGCAACCCAUGGCCACGCCCCAGCAUCAGCAGGGUCUCUUCAUGAAGCAGCAGGCAGCCGCCUUUUUCAGCCCACAUCAGCAAGUCAACCAGCAUCAGCUGGUGCAGACCCUCUACAAACGGCAGCAGCCUCCCAUGCCGGCCCCCCAGAGCUCUGUGGCUAUGCAGCCCAAAGCUAGUCCUGUUGCUCCUCUGCAGCCACCAGCCGGCCCUGUGCCCCCCUCCCCCCAAACAGCAGCUCCCCCUCAGCCUGCAGCCACAGGACCUGUGGCACCUGAUUUCGACUCUGACUGUGACUCUGAGCCCACGCCUCUGGCAUCUGGCCGUGGGCUCCACAAGGUUGGCUCCCUGACGCCCCCCUCCUCCCCAAAGAUGGGUCCCCGGGGUGGCCACAGGCGCAUACUGAGCGAUGUCACCCACAGUGCUGUGUUUGGGGUCCCAGUCAGCAGGUCCACCCAGCUACUGCAGGCGGCUGCAGCCGAGGCCAGCCUCAACAAGUCCAAGUCAGCCAGCACCACCCCGUCUGGCUCCCCCUGCUCCUCCCAGCAGAGUGUGAACCAGCCAGGUGAGGGCGGUGCCCAGACAGCUCCCUUUGCACCGACUGGCAGCUGGAACCCGUUUGGUGACGACAACUUCUCCAAGCUCACUGCUGAGGAGCUACUCAACAAGGAUUUUACCAAGCUGGUCGAGACUACAACAGGGGAGAGGGCCAGCCUCUCCACAGAGAACCUCAUUCCAGGUCUGCAGCCUGUCUCUGCUGCUGGUGCUACAGGCAAGGCUUUCCCAGCUGAGAGAUCUGCUGACAUCCUGAGUUUGGAUGCAGGCUCAGAGAUGUUGAGUGGCCCGGACCCCUUUAACACACUCUCCCUCUCUGACACUCCAGCAGCAGCUAAGGCUGAUAUGUAUGUGGACUCUCUGAUCCUGGGUCUGGACACAGCCUCAGCCAGCCUGCCAGACCCUCUAGCUGGGGAGGACACUCUGCUGGGCUGCUCUCUGCUGUCUCACACCUCCACCCCUGGGGCUCAAACUGUCUGUGUACCUCCAUCCUCCUGCUCCUCUGCCCCCGCAGGCUCUGCCUCCUGUCUGGAUGAGCUGGCUCCUGUCUCAUUUGGCACUGCCCAAGCACCUGCUGACUCUGCUUACCUCAUGUCGGGCUUCCAGCCACCCGAGGCUGGGGAGAAGGGCACUGAGGACGAGUUUGACCCCAUCCCUGUGCUCAUCAAAAACACCAACAACCAAGGUGGUCACUCGCGCAGCAACAGUGGCAGUUCAGAGUCCAGCAUCCCCAACAUGGCCCGCUCCCUUCUGCUGGUGGAUCAGCUCAUCGACCUCUAGGGGGGUUGGGAGAGCGAGGUCGAAGGGGCAGCGUGCAAUCGUAACACAUAGGGGAUGGAGAGGGGGCAGCAGAGGCACUUCUGUAGCACCUUGCGAGGUGAAAUGGACUAGUGAAAACUUUCUCCGGUGUGCCUCCUUGCCCCCACCUCCAUCUCUUGCUUGCCUGAUACAAUGGUGGCCGUUGGCAUUCCCAUGUUGGUGUAACAACUUUGCAUUAACCACCCACCCUGACACAUUGUCUGCUUCUGUCUUGGCUGCGCUAUGGUCAUUAUCACGCUUUCAUCAAUCUGUCAACAUUCCUAAUUGUCCUUCCAUGCAGAUUCAACCCCACCUCAUGCACAUACUGCCUGGCUUGCCCAUAACCCGAUUAUCUUUGCUGGGUUCUACAAUGUUUGAUCACUUAUACAAUCCACCCCUGGCAUACCUAUUUGUCACAGGUCUGACCAUGUAACACAACAGUACAGUGCUUCUAUCUCUCCUGGUUAUCUGUAUGCACUCUUCCUGUAGCAGCUAUGACCAUGUAUAGUCUAUAGAGCAAAGCAGUUGCCCUUAAGAAAAGCAUAUGCUGACUGAACUAUCCAGAGCUGCUUGCAUUGGGCAUACAGGGGAGACUAAUAAUGACGAUAAGCUGUCAGUCCUUGGUCUUCUGCUGUGUGUUUAACUGUUAUCAAACUGCUGUGAUCCACUGCUGCCCCCUGGGAAUGUUUGGCUUUCUGUUGCAAAUGUUGUAAGAUGUCUGCCAUUGCGCUUGUGCAACGUGCACCAUUACGGUAGACAUCUGAUCUCUACAGGCGUCGCCAGCUACCCCCAAACUGGCGCUGAUAUUCAGGUCUGCUACAACAACCAUCUCCUUUACUGUGCAACCAUGUUUAUCUUGGCUGUGUUUUACGUAAGAGCUACAAUCUGUUUAUCUGAAGGUUUCCUGGGAUUAUUGUUCCUGUGCUGUGAAUUUCCUGUAGUCCUCCUUUAAGAUUAUAUUGAGCUGGUCCAUUUUUUUCCUCCCACUAUGCCCUUAAGUCUAAGAAUUGUCUGGAAAGGUUGAUGCAAUCGUGGUAUUAUUCUAAAUGUGUGUGAUUCAUUUGAAUGCCCUUGUCUUUUGGUUAUGUGUAUUCCAAUAAGAGCUUUUAUUGGGUUUAUUUGGGUUUGUUUGUUUCUAUUCUCGGCCCAUUGGCAAGGUUAGCAGCUGUAAAUUCAGAGUCUGCGAUAGAAAAGAGUGCCAUAUUGAGCAGGGGAAUAAGCAUGAGAAUAAGACUCGCAGGUACAACAGAACUGUGCAGUGGUUGUUUAAUGAGUCGGUUGAUAUUCACCAGUGAGCCAGCAGAGCGAGAACUAGGUGCAGCUUGGGUUUUGUCUGUCUGCUUGUGUUGCGCUGGUAUAGCCAUACAGUACAGGCAAUCCGUUUCUCUAUUUGUUCCAUGUGCCUCUGUUGCACAUGUUCAUAAUCAUUCAUAUCCACCUCCCUUUUGUCCGAUCUGCCCAUCCAUACCACACACACACACACACACACACACACACACACACACCUUGAUGUUGCUUGCCUAUGAUGUAAUGUCCAACUUAAAUCUGGACAAAUCCAUUCCCCACCAACUCUUAUGUAUAUAAUACCACUGUUUCAAUGUCCUCAUUCUCCCUUUAAAAAUGUACUUUAACUACUACUUUCAAAGUGUUUUAAUAUUUAAAAAAAUAUAUAUGUUAUGAAUAAAUGUGACUAUUGAUAGUACCAUAGAAUGAAUGUAUGAAGUGAGUCAAUAUGAAAUAUAUAAAGUUCAUAACAAGUACAUAUACUUGAAUGAAAAAAAUGUAUUUCUGUGUAUUAUUUAUGAAGCUGUAUUUAAGAGUACUACCAUCCUGUCCCUCCAUUUUGUCCACAGUAUUUGUGUCUAUCCUUCUUGGUCUUGUGGAAGACUAUUUUAGCAUAGGGAAGCAACUAGCCCCAUGGUUUUAACUAUCUUAAUUUGGUUGUGUUCUGAGGAUAGCUCUGUGCUUGUUACUUACUGUACCUUAUUGAGGUAUUGUCAUCACACAUCAUCCCUGGUUUUGACUUUUUUCUAGUUUGAUUUUCUUUCUCUGAGCUGUAGUUUAUUUAAUAGCUUGAAGGGAAUAUAUUUCUUCCACCUCAUAGAGCCCUCCCUCUGAAAACAGGGUUUAUGACGGAAGGGUCUUCCUGAUAUCUCUGUCCCUUAUUUUCCUCCUUUACUGUUAGCUUAUGUUAUACAUUUAGGGGUUAUCUAGCUUACCUACUUACAAGUUACAGUGCAAUUAGUAUAAUUUGUUGGAAACAGAACCAACAUUUGUCUUGACUCCUCUUUAUCCUCCUCCCAGCAAGCAUAAUCAGUGGAUGUGAUGCACUACAUUGUACCCAACCUUGAUUGAUCUUCUGAGGCAUAUCAAAAUGAUACAGUAUUUCAGAAACUGAAAUGCAACCCGUAUAAUGCAUGUCAAAAAGUUUUGUUUCCAUACUUGGAAAGUAUACAAAGCAAAAUGAUACAUUUCCGUUGAUGUUACUGCUAGUAUCUUUGAGAUAAACAUUGUUUUACCCCUCACCAAACCAUAUAUUGUAUAGUAAGUUUUAGAAAUUGGCCUAUGGAAUCUGAAGUGUAUGGACAGAUAAUCAGUAAAGCUACUCUUGUUUCAUUUUUAUUCAUUUUUCUCUCUGAUCUACUUGUUGUACAGUUCAGUCUUCUGCAGGUUUUAGUGUAGCUAACCUAUGCAAUUCUACAGUAGUGCUCAUAUUGUUCUUAGACACCACAGUGCUGUAUUCAGUAGAGGUCUAGCCUUGCCAUUAGAGUUUUAAAUUGUGUUGCUGUGAAACGGAUGUACCUACUGUGUUUGCUAGGGGAAACGGUGACAAGUAUAAUUUGAUAAAAUGAAAACUGUUGAAAUGAACAAACAGCAAAUGUUAAUAUGUGAAAGCAAAGAGUUAUCUAGUGUGUACCUUCUAUUUUUAUGAAAUUAGAAAAAAAAGAAACCAAAGGGACCUUAAAUAAACAUGUAAACGUGGAUGGAACUAGUCUCCUUGGUGUCUUUCAGUUCACCAGUAGGAAAUGUAGUUCAAUAUAUGCUAGUGUUAUG